AUGGUGACGAGCCUAGCGCAGCCGCCGCCUCAUGCGGCGCCGCACCGCAUGCCAAGGAACAGGCCUGCGCCUCGUGCACCAGCACGACCGCCGCGCAAGAUGGACCUCGAUAUGAACAAGCCGCCCGUGGAGCGCCUGUGCACCCUGCCCACGUUCCAGGGCGCGUUCAACGCGAGCGAAUUCGUAUCGGCCCUGUGUGAGGAUCACAUGGCGCAGGCCAAAGCAAGACCUGUCUUUGAUGCACGCCCAUUCGCAGAGACCAUCUCCCAGGCCGCGCAUGAGCUGCAAGGUAUCAGGACCAAGGUUCUGGAACGCACAGCCUCUCUCAAUUCGGCUGUGCAAGUCUCGCAGUCCGUCUACACGAAAAAGAUUCGGCAGCUUACGAACAACUUCGACGCUACGCAGUCCUCUUUCGACUCGCUGCAAACACGCAUAUCGGAGGUGGGACGCACCGCCAUCCGUAUCGGCGAACAACUCGAAGCCCUCGAUCGCCAGCGAACGCGCGCCAGCGAGACGAAAGAUCUGAUUGAGUUCUACUAUAUGUUCGCCCGAGGAAGCUCUGAGCGGCUCGAUUACCUGCGCAAACAUGCGGGGCGCGACGGGCGCCUCAAAGCCGCCACCAUCUUGCGCCGCUUAGCGGUCAUUAGCCGGGAAGUGGAUAUCGAAGGCAGCAGUGACACGAGCCAUGCCAUCGAGCGAUACUGUGAGCAGUUCGAGCGAGACAUGCUGCGCCUAUUCGACAAGUACUACCGUCGCUCCGAUCCCAAGAUGAUGAGCCACAUUGCACAUGUGCUGCAACGCUUCAACGGCGGUAUGUCGUGCAUCAACAUUUAUGUGAAUCAGCACGACUUCUUCAUCUCGAAGCAGCGUAUGGCCGAGGCGGAAAAGAUUGGCACCGCACCUCUCUGGGCACACAUCACCGACCCCAACUCGGUGCCUCCCCGCUCGGAGCCAUCGCUAGACGCGCUCUAUGCAGACAUUCGUCGCACGGUCGAGCUAGAGGCCCAGAUUAUCGCCGCCGUAUUCCCCACGCCCUUGCUCGUGAUGCAGCUGUUCUUACGACGCGUAUUUGGACAGAGCGUCCAGGCCUACAUCGAAGCCAUCAUGCACCGCGCCCUAGAAAAGGACGCCGCGGCUGCAGGCACGACACGCCAAGAUACCACCAUCGAUGCUGCUGGCCUCGCAUUUCUCCGCAUGCUGCACGUCACACGGAGCUCGACACUGCUUCUCGUAUCAGAGCUCAAGACCAUCGACCUGCGCAGCGCAGGUAUCACCGUAUCCUCUGGGCCUUAUUCUAGCAGCAAUCUCGACGGUCUGUUUGCCCUUUCAAACCAAGAAGCCGAUGCAUUGAUCGGCACAGACUCGUACACAUCUGAACAGCUCGCAGCGGCAGGUGGCUCCGUGCUAGGGGCGAUGCUCGAUCAGAGCGUGGAAGAGCUGUUCUUCCAGUACCUGGAGCAACUGCGGUACUUGGACCGCGAGUGUCGCGUACUCAGUGGUCUCUUUGCCCACACCCUGCAAUACUUCUUUGCUUGGCAUCAAGCUACCCUCAAAGCCACACGCACGAACGCCACCAUCUUUAGUCGCAUCCGCGACCAAUUUACCGGAAAUACAGGCUCGUUCGGAAGCUCUGUGGCCUUUUCCACAUUAAGCGAUAGUGCUGGCUACGGCGCCGCGCCGCAAGUCUCCUCGUUCAAGCGCCUCGUGGACCGCGCUCGCGGUAUUAGUAUGUCAGAGGAAGAAGUCGCACCGCCCCUACCCGUGGGCGAAAACCCCGAUGAACGAGGUGAGAUCUCGCUCAGCCUCGCGGAACGUCUUCUGCGCUGGCACGCCGAGUCACUCGGCCGCUGCGUAGACCUUUGUGCCGCCUCUGACGUCCCUAAAAACACCUUCAUUCUACUGCGCGUCUUAACGGAUGCCUAUCUCAAGGCGUACGUCGAGGCAGCCUUGGAAACGGCCACGGUGCAAAUGUUCGGCUACGACGUGCGCGCGUCAACGCCGCCUGAUAACAGCGUCUUGACACUCUUGCGUCGGGUGGAAGAGCUCACAGAGCUAUGGCAGCAUUACGUACAAACCGCUGUUCUCCCACUCACCGCAUCAAGUGUCACCCUUCGCCGAGAGACAGCCAUUUACAACAACCACAACAUGCUCCGUGUGGAGGGCAAAAGCGAAGCCCUGCUGCAAAAGUAUACCGACAAUCUGCUAGGCUUUAUGGCAUCACGACUCUCGACACAGAAGCGCACCGACUAUUGCCCACGCAACGACGAUGUGGCUCUGACACAGCUCAAUACAGAGCCUUGCCUUGCCAUCGUGGACACACUCGAGGUACUAGAGCAGGAGGCCCGCAGCACACUAUCUGAACGCACCUGCGAGGCCCUGUUUACAGAAGUGGGUAUUGGGUUCCAUGCUUUGUUAUGUGAUCAUCUCAAGAAGUACACGGUGAAUGCCACAGGUGGACUCAUGCUGACCAAGGACCUGGCUAUGUACCAGGACGUAUGUGGCCGUUUUGGCGUUCCGGUCGUGAACGACCGCUUCGAAAUGCUGCGCCAGUUAGGUGCUCUGUUCAUUGUGCAGCCAGGUGUGCUCAAGUCAUACAUGCGUGAGGGGCACUUGAGCAGCGUGGAUGAAACGCUCUUGCGGCCUUACUUACUUCGUCGUCAAGACUAUGCUCGUGAUGUGCGUUUGCUCGAAGAGGACAACACGGGCGAUACAUCGACAGACGAGGUACAAGGCCGUUCCAGUACUCUUUUCGCGUCUUCGAACCAGUCCUCGACCAUGUCCACCUCAUGGUCAGCGGCAGAGAAGAAUAGAGAAUUUUCACGAAACGUCUCGUCCUUCGUGACAGACGUCCCAGAUCUGGCCAGUCUGAGUGAGCAGCUUGUGCAUCCACCGCAAGAACGUCCGGGAUCGUCGCGAAGCUCCCGUGGCGAUAGUUCGCCGGCUCGUAGCGGUACGCCGCAAGCCAUGCAUUGGUCAGUGACCGGAUCACCAGGCAGAAUGGAUACAGGAAACGAGCGACCAAGUCGGACGCCAUCGCCUUCAAAGAUGUCGCGCGAUCCGCUCGCAAGUUUGCACAGCUUAGUGCAAGAAUUGGACCUCAGCUGA
Messenger RNA from Malassezia restricta, 3105 nucleotides. RefSeq names its product exocyst complex component 5. The coding region runs from base 1 to 3105 and encodes 1034 amino acids. Lineage: Eukaryota; Fungi; Basidiomycota; Malasseziomycetes; Malasseziales; Malasseziaceae. The record is from RefSeq and is a predicted model, not a curated record. The transcript has a single exon. Gene Ontology annotation, biological process: Golgi to plasma membrane transport; exocytosis. Gene Ontology annotation, cellular component: cytoplasm; exocyst.